This is a messenger RNA of Culicoides brevitarsis, 2520 nucleotides long. It is a transcript of the gene Ent2, whose product is annotated as equilibrative nucleoside transporter 3. Bases 477 to 1970 code for a protein of 497 amino acids. Gene Ontology annotation, cellular component: plasma membrane. The record is from RefSeq and is a predicted model, not a curated record. Gene Ontology annotation, biological process: nucleoside transmembrane transport. Lineage: Eukaryota; Metazoa; Arthropoda; Insecta; Diptera; Ceratopogonidae. The transcript is spliced from 8 exons. Gene Ontology annotation, molecular function: nucleoside transmembrane transporter activity.
UUUAAAUCAGUUUUUCGUCAGAUCUCGUGCACUUCGGAACGGUAAUGUGCGGCAAUUGUGCAUUCUGAGAGGGAAACACGUUUUCACACGCAAGAAAUUUUCCGGAAAAAGCAAGUUUUCUCUGACAAAAUCCGUAAAAAAGACGCUCCCUUGUAUCGGCAUUCAAUGCAACGACAACAGAUGGACCGUGAAACAAAUCAAAAUUCGGUUUCUUAUCAAUUUUAGAGGCCCGAAAAAUUCAGUGAUUAUAGCACGAUAACCAACAAAAUUGUGCAAAGGUUAAUUUUUGGUCUCUUAAUUCAGUCGCAGGCAACAACGACACAUUAUCGAUUAUCUUCAUCGUGUCGUUCCUCCACACAACAAGAACGCCAGAAUUUAUAGAACUACAACAAAAAAAAAGUACAAAAGAAUAUUAAAAGCGUAGAAUUUAGAGGUGCAGCUGUUUUAUUAAUUUCAAAAAAAAUAAAAAAAUUAAAAUGCCGCGACAACAGGAAGAGUCGCUGCUACUCAACAAUCGCAAUGGAGGAGUUUCUAUCGUUUCUACUUAUGCUACUUUUCUUGCAGACGGGCACACGAGUCAAACGGGAGGCAGCGAAACGACAGAAAAGGCUCCGUUUUUGGUUGAACCGGUAAGAUUGACUCCAGCGUGGGAAGAAAGUAACUUACCGAAUGAUGAACUAAACUUCAAAGGCAUGACAAUGGAAAGAGCCAAGAUGGAAAUUGAUCCGCCAAAGGAUCGUCUAAAUAUUGUCUUUUUGACGUUAGUACUUCACGGAAUCGGAACUUUAACGCCGUGGAACAUGUUCAUAACCGCCAAAGCUUAUUUUGUAGAUUAUAAGCUGUCCGAAUCGUACACUGGAGAAAAAUCUGAUUAUAAUGCCAACUUUUUAGCUUAUUUGGGAUUUGCCUCACAAAUUCCCAAUCUCUUGUUCAACUGGUUGAACAUUUUCGUUCAAAUGGGAGGAAAUUUAACAACUCGCAUAGUAUGGAGUUUACUAUUUGAGGUCUUACUUUUCGUUGUAACUGUUGGCUUAGCAAUGAGUGACACCUCAAGCAUGCCAGGAGUCUUUUUCUGGGUUACAAUGAUGACCGUUGUCUUGUUGAAUAUGGCUGGAGGAAUUUACCAAAAUUCCGUUUACGGCAUGGCAGCAAAAUUGCCAAUUAAGUAUACGGGAGCUGUUGUCUUGGGAUCGAACAUCAGUGGAACAUUUGCUGCCAUCAUGUCCUUGAUAAGUAACACGUUUGCGGAAUCCGUUCGAACUGCGGCGAUUUAUUAUUUCAUAACGGCGAUGUUUGUUUUGUUGAUUUGCUUCGACACGUAUUUCGCAUUGCCUUUGAACAAAUUUUACAAAUAUCACGAGAUGUUGGCGGAAAAGGAACAACAAAGAAUCAAACGUGCCGGUUUCAAUACUGAUCGUCCGCCAUAUUGGAAAAUUUUCAAGGAUGCAUUUCCCCAACUUUUCAACGUAUUUUUGAUCUUUUUCGUUACGUUGACCGUUUUUCCAGCUGUUCAUUCGGAUAUCAAGCGAACCGACGAGAAUUUUAUCAUCCCAGGAGAUAUGUUUACGACUGUUACUUGCUUCUUGACUUUCAAUUUCUGCGCCAUGUUGGGAAGUUUGUUGACAUCAUGGGUUAAAUUUCCAAGUCCACGAUUUUUGGUAUGGCCCGUUGUUGCCCGUCUCGCCUUCAUCCCUCUCUUCCUCGUCUGCAACUAUUUACCGAAAGACGUGGAUCGCGUUCUGCCGAUUUACAUAACCAAUGACUACGUUUAUUGGGCGAUUGCGAUCGUCAUGAGUGUCAGUUCGGGCUAUUUGAGUUCCUUGGGCAUGAUGUACACGCCGUCGUACGUCGAAUCGCGAUAUGCACCGAUUGCGGGUAUGUAUGCAGCUGCAAGUCUUAUUACGGGCAUCUUCACGGGUAUUUUGUGCUCGAUGGGACUCCCAUGGCUCGUCGGGCAUUUGGGUUGGUGAGACCAACUUACGGAAGAAUACAACAAAAUAAGAGCGAUUUAUCGACUUUUAUUCUACAAAUAAAAAUUUUUUGGUAAGAUUUGGUUCCUGUAAAUAUAAAAAAUAUAUAAUUAUAUUUAAAACAACAACAACAACAAAAAAUUAAAAAAAAAAAUAAUAGCAAAGUCGUACUAAGAGCAAGAAAUAAUUUUUAAUGUUCGAAAAAUGACUGAUUUUUAUCAAAUUUAAUUAGAUUAAAACUUUCACACUUUUUUUCUGUCAAAUCUUUGAAAAUACAUGAGUUAUACGAGAAAAAAGAAAUCAUCUGAUCUUCAUUGAAUACCAAAAAAAAAAAAAAAUUAUUAAGAAUUUAGGUCCAAAUUUUCUUCCUACUAUAUUGUUAGUAUUUAAGUUUUAUGUUAGUGGUUUGAAUUUUUUACUAAAAAUUGUAAUUUUAUGUUCAAUAGAAAUAUUAAGCAAUAUUUUAAUGUUUAACUUUGUUAAAAAUUUUAUACAAAAAUUACUUUUUUUGCUACAAAACCGAGAUAAACACGUAAAAAGAUAAAAUUAA